UGAGUGCAAUGCGCGCCUCGCCGCAGAAUGCCAAUACCUGCCUCACAUGUGCCCUUCGCAUGCGAUUACGCCUUCUCCAGCAACAGCGAUCUCGAUAUGCAACCACAGCGGCGAGCCACGCGAAAGUGCACGAUGAGCAGGCCUUUCGAUAUGCGCAUAGCGCUAAAAACAUAGUACGAUACCAUGGUGCCCACGGUGGGCGAGAAAAUGUUUUGCCAAGGAAAAUCGUCGAUAGCGAAGGCCUCGUCCGAAAGUUCUUAUCCGGAAAACACCUGCAUGAACAACUUUCGUAUGGCGCGUCAGAAGGCGGUCGCGAAUCGAGAAGAUUUGACGAUCGGUCCAAAGGACGUAAUCGCGAAGACGCUUUCGAAGAUGCGCUUCAGCAGAAGCUCGCGAAAGUGAAGGCAGAGGUCGAGGAUGCGCCUGUGCUCGACCAGGUGGCCAAGGAGAGGGCCGAGUGGGAUGGCGAGACCAAAAGUCAGAGCUUCAGCAGACUAUGGCGUCAGUUCUCGCAGAAAAUCACAAGGGGCAGUCCAGAUGAGAAGGUGCCGUGGCAUGGUGCAGAGCCUCAAGGCGACCAAGCCAUAUGGAAUGACCUAUUCAACGUCUUCCGUGAGAAGGGUCCCAAUGGCCUUGAAGAUCGAAUCAAGUACCACUUCUACGAGCAGGUCACGGGCUCGAGAUUUACUGCAUCGGACAUCAGGAAUCAGAAGGACAUUGCAGAUCUGAGAUAUCCCUCCGAGUGGUUUCCUGCCACAAGAGCUGUGCAACGAACGAUACAUCUUCAUGUUGGUCCCACCAACUCCGGCAAAACAUAUCACGCAUUGCAAAGAUUGGAGCAGGCAGAAAGUGGCGUGUAUGCCGGCCCUCUGCGACUGCUUGCCCACGAGGUCUAUGCCAGGCUCAAUGCCAAGGGCAGGCAAUGUGCCCUAAUCACUGGCGAGGAGAGGCGAGCACCAACUGACACGCCAGACGCCUCAUCUUUCGAUAUGACUGCUUGCACCGUCGAGAUGACGCCGCUGAACUGUUGCAUGGAUGUCGCGGUCAUUGACGAGAUUCAAAUGAUCGGAAACUCCCACCGUGGCUGGGCCUGGACGCAAGCUUUGUUGGGCGUCAUGGCGAAAGAAGUCCAUCUCUGUGGUGAGGAGAGAACAGUGCCUCUGAUCAAAGAGAUAUGUGCAAGUGUGGGCGAUCCGCUUGAAAUCCACCGAUAUGAGCGAUUGUCCCCUCUCCAAAUGUCCGACAAGUCCCUUGACGGGAAGCUCAAAGAAUUACGAAAAGGCGACUGCGUCAUCUCCUUCUCUGUCAUGGGCAUACACGCCUUGCGAAAGCAGAUCGAGAAGUCGACUGGACGUAAGGUGGCAACUGUCUACGGCUCACUACCUCCAGAAACUCGCGCACAGCAAGCUCGCCUGUUCAACGACCCAAACAACGACUAUGACUUCCUCGUUGCUUCCGACGCCGUAGGUAUGGGUCUCAACCUUGCCAUCAAGCGAAUCGUGUUCGAGUCAUCAUCAAAAUUCAACGGCUACCAGCGAGAAACUCUUAGUAUAGCAGACAUCAAGCAGAUCGGAGGACGAGCUGGUCGCUUCAGAACUUCAGCACAGGCAGCCGAAGCUCCAGCUUCAGAAGCAGAUUUGGCCGCCGCAAAAGGGGAGCCGAGACCGGAUCAAGAAAUGCUAGAUGCUGAUGACACCCCCGAGAACGUUGGUCUUGUAACGACGCUCGAACGCUUCGACUUUCCAAUAAUCCGCACUGCUAUGGGCUCCGAGCCUGAACCAAUCAAAUCUGCCGGCAUUUUCCCUCCUGCACCAGUGCUAGAGCGCUUCGCCGGUUAUUUCCCACCCGGCACACCUUUCUCAUACAUCCUCGCACGAUUGCACGAGCUAAGUCAAAUGCACCCACGCUUCCAUCUUUGCGGAUUGAAGGACCAAGUCUGGAUCGCCGACCUGAUCGAGGGUAUCGAGGGCCUCUCGAUCGCAGACAAGAACAUUUUGACAUCCUGUCCUGCCAACAAGGGCGACGCCGAUAUGUGGAUCAAGCUGAUGCCCGAUAUGGCACGCUGCAUCGCGAAUCAGAGUGGCGGAGACCUUGCCGACCUUGAAAACCUUCCUCUUGAAGUUCUAGAAACCGAAGUGACAGGUACGAGAGAGUAUCUUCGAGCUCUGGAACAGCUGCACAAGGGUAUCGUAGUGUAUUUGUGGCUCAGUUAUCGAUUUGCUGGCGUCUUCAACACCAGAGCGCUGGCUUUUCAUGUCAAGAAGCUGGUCGAGGAUAAGAUUGAGAAGACUCUGAGCCAGUUCAGCUUCUCACAAGCACAACGUCGCUUGCUCGCUUCUAGGCGUGAAAAACAAAUGCUCGACUUUCUCAUGCAGGCUACAGAUGAGAGUGUCGCAAAACAUGGUAGUCAGACGGAACAGCGUGAAGUUGAGGCUGGCGCCGUAACAGGCGACGUCGAGGAAAAGAAUGAAGUGCGUAUGGAGGACUUUGACACGGCUCACCCCGAACAUGAGUACAAUAUCGACGAAAUUGGAUCACAGCUCGAAGGCAGAGAGACUCAAUCCCACGACAAUUCUGAUCUUGCGAAACAGACAAGUCAGAUCGCGGGCGGCGAUCACUUUGCUGGCGAAGAAAUUGACUUGGAAGAACCAGAUCUUGAGCCUGAAGGUCUUGACACGGAUGCCAAGACUCCUUCGCAAGAGGCUGAAGAGGAGUCUGAUGGCGAGCAGCAGGCGCCGAAGGAGGUGGCUUCUGGGAACUUGUAACGAUGUAGAGAUUGUAUAUAUAGAUGGUGCAGGAGUCGAUCAGAACUUCCACCUGCGAUAAUGUAGCACUAUCCACCCUCCAGCCGCCUGGGACAGACUGUCGAUACCUCAUGGCAUGGAAAGGUAUGAAAGCUUUACAUUCAG
Pseudocercospora fijiensis CIRAD86 is the source of this 2909-nucleotide messenger RNA. RefSeq lists its product as uncharacterized. The record is from RefSeq and is a predicted model, not a curated record. Gene Ontology annotation, molecular function: RNA helicase activity; hydrolase activity, acting on acid anhydrides; ATP binding. Gene Ontology annotation, cellular component: mitochondrial degradosome. The coding region runs from base 9 to 2765 and encodes 918 amino acids. Lineage: Eukaryota; Fungi; Ascomycota; Dothideomycetes; Mycosphaerellales; Mycosphaerellaceae. The transcript has a single exon. Gene Ontology annotation, biological process: mitochondrial RNA 3'-end processing; RNA catabolic process.